This is a messenger RNA of Trypanosoma cruzi, 1077 nucleotides long. Its product is annotated as trans-sialidase, putative. NCBI's taxonomy places the organism in Eukaryota, Euglenozoa, Kinetoplastea, Trypanosomatida, Trypanosomatidae. The transcript has a single exon. The record is from RefSeq and is a predicted model, not a curated record. The annotation marks the transcript as partial. Gene Ontology annotation, molecular function: exo-alpha-sialidase activity.
CAUUUGCAUCUGUUACAACGGAGUAUGAAUGGUGAAGACAGUGCCUUGUCGCUUUCUCGCCUGACGGAGGAAGUGAGUACAAUCGAGUCCGUCCUCAGUACUUGGGCGCAAAAGGACAUUUUCUUUUCCAGCUUUUCUAUACCCACGGCGGGUCUGGUGGCGGUAUUGUCCGAUGCGGCCAGCGAUGACACGUGGUACGACGAGUACCUUUGCCUGAAUGCAACGGUGACGAACGCGAAGAAGGUCGAUGAUGGGUUGAAAUUGACGGAAUCCAACUCCGGGGCAAUGUGGCUUGUGAACACUUGGGCUAAUAAUGUGCGUCAUGUAUCCUUGAGCCACAACUUCACACUUGUGGCGACGGUGACAAUCGAAGAGGCUCCGACUGCAGACGCUCCUCUGCUGGGUGCGAUGUUGGUGAAAAAUAAUUCCUCUCAUACCAUGGGAAUCCUGUAUACGGCGAAUAAGACGUGGGAGACGAUUUUCAAAGGCGAGACAAAACCAAAAACGGAAAGUGGCACUUGGGAGCUUAAGAAAGAAUACCAAGUGGCACUCAUGCUGCAAGGCAACAAGAGCUCCGUGUACGUUGAUGGCAAGUCGCUGGGGGAGGAAGAAGCGCUGUUAACAGGUGAGACACCACUUGAGCUUUUAUACUUUUGCUUUGGCGCGUGCGAUACGAAAAACUCUCCUAUGACGGUGAAGAACGUCUUUCUGUACAACCGCCCACUGAAUCCCACUGAGAUGACUGCAAUCAAGAAGAGGAUCCCCGUUCCGACGAGAGCUCCAGAACCACAAGUAAAAAUUGCUCCUAAUCCUAUCGCACCUGCUGUGUCUGCUGUACCUGCGGUGUCUGCUGUACCUGCGGUGUCUGCUGUACCUGCGGUGCCUGCUGUACCUGCGGUGUCUGCUGUACCUGCGGUGCCUGCUGUACCUGCGGUGCCUGCUGUACCUGCUGGGAAUGAAGGGACGGCACGAGAAACGGGUGAUGGUGGGGCAAAUGGUGAUGCCGGCUCCGUGUACGGGAGCGGACUGCUGCCGCUGCUGCUUCUGCUGGGGCUGUGGGGUUUUGCGGCUGCGUGA